GAUGAUAGCAUUUUGGAGGCGAUCGCAGAGAACGAUGUAUGUCUCAUUACCGAUAUGGUCAGCAGUCCAUCUACCGUGGAUAUGGCAGCUUUAACAGAAUUGGCACUGGGAUUGACUCCCCAGCGGCCGAUCACUCGAGAAAAGGCCACAUUGUUAGCGCCAGAAGAAAGUGCUGUGAGUACAACUCCACCUGAAUUGGACGAUGACGACCGACCUGGAAAAGUGAAAAUGCUGCAUUUGGAACUUUGCGAGAACUGGGGCUCGCCUGAUGUGAUCGGACUUGCUGGUUUGGAGUUGCUUGGUCAUAAAAGCAAAGUAAUUGACCCAGCCACUUUCACAAUCACAUCAAGCUCGCAGAGUGAUCCUCAGAAACUUCUCAAUGGCAAAAACUUAACGCGCUCGGCUGAGGACAUGUGGCUAAUUCCUUUCGAUCCCAAACAACACCCGACAAUCACUAUUAAUUUUCACAAACCCACCACACUUACCGGCAUAUCGUUCUGGAAUUACAAUUCAUCACCUGAAAUGUCUUACGCUGGUGUUCGUCUAUUUCACAUAUUCAUCAAUAGUCGUCUAGCUGCUAGCAACGUGUUGCUGAGAAAAGCACCAGGUGAAUUCUGCAGUCGGCUGCUCAGCUAA
Strongylus vulgaris is the source of this 636-nucleotide messenger RNA. The record is from the annotation of a GenBank genome assembly. NCBI's taxonomy places the organism in Eukaryota, Metazoa, Nematoda, Chromadorea, Rhabditida, Strongylidae.